This is a messenger RNA of Vigna unguiculata (cowpea), 1531 nucleotides long. RefSeq names its product transcription factor MYB83-like. NCBI's taxonomy places the organism in Eukaryota, Viridiplantae, Streptophyta, Magnoliopsida, Fabales, Fabaceae. The record is from RefSeq and is a predicted model, not a curated record.
UUUUUGAUCUAACCCUCAUGAAGAUCAUUCACCUAUAUAGGCCUCUAUCAUAUCACACUCAAAACAAGAAAACACACACAUUGCAUUACAGUUUUUGUGAUCAUUCCAGAAGCAUAGGAGAAUGAGGAAACCUGAUCUGAUGGCAAACAAGGACAGAAUGAAGGAGAGUAAUAAGAGCAAGUUGAGGAAAGGGUUGUGGUCACCUGAUGAAGAUGAGAAGCUGAUAAGGUACAUGCUCACAAAUGGACAAGGUUGUUGGAGUGACAUUGCAAGGAAUGCUGGUCUCCAAAGAUGUGGCAAAAGUUGUCGUCUUCGUUGGAUCAAUUACCUCAGACCUGACCUCAAACGUGGUGCAUUCUCAUCCCAAGAACAGCACCUCAUCUUCCAUUUGCAUUCCAUUUUUGGUAACAGGUGGUCUCAGAUUGCAGCACGUCUCCCUGGUCGCACGGACAAUGAAAUAAAGAAUUUCUGGAACUCUACAUUGAAGAAAAAGAUGAAAACUAACACUUCACUGAACAACACCACUGACUCAUCAGAAUAUAAUAAUAAAGAUGUUGUGAAUGGGAUCAUCAUGCCCUUUGAUGAACAUGAUGACAUCAUGAACAUCACCAUGACCAUGGAUUCCUCUUCAUCCAUAUCAUCCAUGCAAUUUGACCCUUUUUCCUUGUUGGUAAACAAUCACUGUGAUAUCACUAAUGAUGUUUCAGAAUUUUUUCCCUGCAUGGAAGAUGGACACCAACUGAAUCAUGGAACAUUGGAACCAAAUAACAAAAUGGGGUUUCCUUCACUACAAAGUAGAAGAAGCAUUGAAAGUGACACUGUUCCAAUUGAUGUCAAAAACCACAACAACAACCACUUCAAUUAUGGUUCCUUCGAUAACACUCAUAAGAUUCAAGGCUCCUCCAAGGUUGAGGACUCAUUAGGGUUUGGAAAUCAUGGCCAAGGAGAAUUUUAUUUGGAGAAUUUGAUGCAAGACAUUACCUCUUUCCCUUUCCUUGAUUUUUAAGUUCAUUAGGUUUUUUCCUCUCACAUUCAAUCACAUACUUCCAUUCCAUCGUUUCUUCAAGAGUCAGAAAACUGCUCUCUCGUUAUGAAACACAAAUACAGAUACAGACACGGACACGGAAACCGCAUUGUAGGUAUAUACGAAAGACAACAAGAAGCUCACCUUAGAAAACUUUAGGAAUCCAUAAUUUUUCCCAGUUGAAUCAUUUCAUAUACUUUUGUCUCUUGCAUCUUGUUUUUAUUUUGUCUGUUAAUUUGCAAAUAAUACACACUCCAAAUAUGAAUCCAUGGUCUUAGACAUAGUUGUGUAAUGAAAACUGUAGUAUGUGUAAAGAUUAGCCAUGAGUGGGUCCUGUGGUUUGCUUGUGAAGUACAUUUUGUGGGAAUAAGUUGGUGAAAUAAUCCAAAGUAGAUUUUCAUGAAGAGAAAUAAGGAUGAUUUAGAAAGUAAACAUAAAAAUAAAAAUUAGUUGAGUUUGUAUGGAGUAAUGGAAGUUGUUAAUUAGUGUCAGCAGAUGUAAAGUGAU